Neoarthrinium moseri is the source of this 402-nucleotide messenger RNA. RefSeq lists its product as uncharacterized. The transcript has a single exon. Lineage: Eukaryota; Fungi; Ascomycota; Sordariomycetes; Amphisphaeriales; Apiosporaceae. Bases 1 to 402 code for a protein of 133 amino acids. The record is from RefSeq and is a predicted model, not a curated record.
AUGGUGCUGUCGUAUCAACGCUUGCAAGAAUGGGGGACCACACUAUCUCAUCUGGGGAGAAGAUUUCUCCGAGCGCUGGGCCUGUAUGCUCUGAAUCUCCUCCGGUACAUUGGUCUCCUCGUGACGGUACGACUGCUGGGAGAAGCCGUGAAGAUGGAGUGGCACGCUCUGUCGACCGCGGAGUUCCUCGUCUCGAGCAGGAUCGUCCACCCGGCCAACAUUGGGCAAUGGAGCAUGUAUACGCACGACCUAGACGGCAAGCCGCCGCGAUAUCGUGUUACUGUGGAUGGAUUGCGGGUGCCGAUGGUUGAGGAACCUGUCACGAUUGAUUAUAGGGACUGGUAUUACAUGGAUGUGACGACGGAGGUGGCAUACUUGCCUGGCAACUUUGAGUCGAUCUAA